GUGGACUUUUGUACAGUUAAAAUAGAAAUUGCUCAACGCGGAUUAAUGUAACUGCCAUGUUUAAACUUUCCGUAUUCCACACGGCCUUCUAAAGCAACUUCCCUCUGCGAACACAGGGGUGGUUGUCCAAAACCCGUAGCAGAAUACGCUGUUACAUGCAUUGUCCUUGACUUUUCAUGACAACUUCACAGUGGGGGCCAGUAAAGACAACUUUCCACGGCCUCUGGGCCUCCUUCAGACACACAGAGUCAGACAGCCUGGCAUGCCACCAUGGAGGGACACAACAGCCACCAGCACCACAACCUUGAGGAUCAGAACAAGCUCUACAAGCUCCCAGGACAAGAAGACCAGAGGAAUAUGCCAGCAUACCAGUACUGCUGCACGCUGGCCAACUUCCGCAUCGAGAAGAAGAUAGGCCGGGGCCAGUUCAGUGAGGUGUACAGGGCCACGUACCUGCUGGAGGGCAAGCAGGUGGCUCUGAAGAAAGUCCAGAUAUUUGAGAUGAUGGAUGCCAAGGCCCGACAGGACUGUAUUAAAGAGAUUGACCUUCUGAAGCAGUUGAAUCAUCCGAACGUCAUAAAGUACCUGGACUCCUUCAUCGAGGACAAUGAGCUGAACAUCGUGCUGGAGCUGGCGGAUGCUGGUGACCUCUCUCAGAUGAUCAAGUAUUUUAAGAAGAAGAGACGGCUCAUCCCUGAAAGGACAAUAUGGAAGUAUUUUGUCCAGCUGUGCAGCGCCUUGGAACACAUGCAUUCCCGCAGAGUAAUGCACAGAGACAUAAAGCCCGCCAACGUCUUCAUCACAGCCACAGGGGAGGUGAAGCUGGGAGACCUGGGGCUGGGACGCUUCUUCAGCUCCAAGACCACCGCUGCACAUUCCCUGGUGGGAACGCCGUACUACAUGUCUCCAGAGCGGAUCCACGAAAACGGAUACAACUUUAAAUCGGACAUCUGGUCCCUGGGCUGCCUUCUGUAUGAGAUGGCUGCCCUACAGAGUCCGUUCUAUGGGGAUAAGAUGAACCUGCUGUCUUUGUGCCAGAAGAUUGAGCAGUGUGACUACCCCCCGCUCCCGUCUGACCACUACUCUGAGAAGCUCAGAGAGCUGGUGAGCAUGUGCAUUAACCCCGACCCGGAUCAGCGGCCCGACAUCGUCUUCGUGCUGCAGGUUGCUAAGCAGAUGCAGCUGUGGACGGCCAGCACCUGAGCGCACCCGGGACGCCCGUGUUCCCGACUGGAGACCGCCUCGCGGACGCAGGCCAUCCUGCGCUCUUACCUGGACCUGGUCCUUUAGGGUCUGGUUCUGUUUCUGAUAGGGAAGUGCUUUGAAACACUCCGAGAACGUUUGAGAAGGGGGUGGAGUGCACCAGUUUUUGUUCAUUUUCUUUUUUGAAAAUCUUUUUUUUUUUUUUUAAUCAGGGCCUAUACAGUCCCCUUCAACAGUGCGGUGGUUAUUUGCAAAAAUGAAAAAAUAAAAUCUUGAUACAAAGUGCUGUGAUUGGUGGAAAGGAAGAUGGGAGGUCAGGGCCUUGUCCCGAUUUACAGAAGGACAGAACAGUCCGUUUGAUUAUGGCGACACAGAGACCUCUGCAGGUGGUGAGAGCUGUUGCAUUCCAGAUUGCUCUCUCCCUCGUUCCCUUUCUAGGGGCUGGUAUUGAUAGGGCUGGUCCGAACCAUUGGGAUGGAGUGAUGCUCCUCUGUAGUCUGUCUGAAAAAAAACUAAGGUCUGUGCUCUUCAGCAGUAUCAAACUGGCCUGUCUGCUGUCUCCAUCCUUAAUUUAAGUACGAUCUGUGAUACUUGCUGUUUCAGUAAGUCCCACUGAGGGCACGGCAGGUGACAACUAGAAUGGGAAGCGGACACUAGGAUGGCAACACUCUUUUGAACAGCCCGUUGGGCGAACUCCACCCACCACAAUUAGACUCCACUCAGACGGGCUGCUACCGAGCAGCUUUGGCCGAGUACAAUUUCACCAUUUUGGAGGCGUUUUCAUUGUAUGUGUAACGGUGAUUCACCCAAACCCAGUCACUACUGGUUUUCCGUUCUUGUGUUGUCCUUUUUUUCUAUGUUAUUUUCCCCCUUGAUAUGCAUGCGAUAAGAACUCAGUAAAAAGAAUGUAACUCUGAUGUGUCUUUUACAUAGCGUUAGAACGAUAUACAAGUUAAGCACAAGAUGACAUAUAAUUCUGUAACCAGUUAACCUUGAAGACAUGAAUCAAGAGGCCAUUUUUAUUUUAGCACAUUAAUAUCGCCUCACACAGUGGUUCUUCACUUCUUUCAUGUAUUGCGUGUAUGAGACAGGGGCUCAUUUUGAUGCAUUUGUAAACCAUUGGCAAAAAUGGUGCUGUUUUCCUAUGUUAACCUGUCCUGUGUGGGCUUGAUCGUGUGACCUGAAACUGAAGUGCCUCAGAGAUAAUGCCCUUGCCCUCCCUUGCAUCUCUCUUGCCCUAGAUAUGCACACUCCAUAUAGUGAUCACUUGCUGUGGGGAGAAGGGAGUGAGAGCAGUUUGGAAUGCACCCGCAAACUCAAACCACGCGAAGGCCCCAGCAGAAGGGGCUGCUUUUACUAUUUUCAUACUAAUUGUGCAUUUUAAUGACUGCAUAUUAAGUUUUCCUUUUUGCUAUCAUAUUUUUAAUGCUUAAGCGUUUUGUCAAUGCUUUGUAACCAUAGCACAGGAACUCCUAUAAAAUAUAAAAUAUUGUAAAGGCUCACUGCUGGUUUUCCACCAAAUUCAGUUGUCUGAAAGCUUCAGUGGACUUUUUGCAUUUGGUGGUUUGGAGUCGCCUGCUGGAAGAUGCCAUGGCAACGGGUUUUGGCUUCCUUUGCUGAUGUAAUAACUGUGUGCUGUGUCGUUUCCAUGUCAUAAACUGUGAUGACAGAAAAAAGACAAAAACGGCAAAUGCCCUUCUGCACAAACCCAGACAGGAAAUGUUCCGUUGGACUGUAAGGUUAUGAGAAACUCCAGCGACACAAUGUGUCACGAGACAGAGCAACCCGUGUGCCAGCCCUGCUCUGUGCUUUCUGAUUGGACGACUAUCGCUGUGUGACAACUGUCAAUGAGAGACGCACGGCCCAUCCGUCAGUGAGCAAGAAGGGGAGGUGAUCAGGUCGCUGUGUGGGACUGGCCUGUCAACCCCUGAACUGUGCCUCCUCUCAACACCCUGUCCCCCUGCAAGGGACAGACUGACACUAGAGGGUGGUGUAACUCUCGGAUUCCUCUCUUAGAUGCGAUCCUCACCAGGCCUUGGAUUCAAACUGAGUGCAAGGGAACAGCAGGGGAUCAGGUGGCUCAAGGAAUUGUGGGAUUCACACUUUUGGGACAGAAUUACAUUUUUUAAUUUUGUUACUUGUAGAAUUAUUCUUUUUUUUUUAAGCAGGACACUAUAAAUGCAGACAUAAAUCUUAUUCAGAAGUAUCUUAUUCAUUUUAAUUCAGAAGUUUGAGUGGAGAGGGGUAGACUGCAGGUUAAUUAGUAUUAAAUCUUAUGGCAGA
Megalops cyprinoides (Indo-Pacific tarpon) is the source of this 3486-nucleotide messenger RNA. RefSeq names its product serine/threonine-protein kinase Nek6-like. NCBI's taxonomy places the organism in Eukaryota, Metazoa, Chordata, Actinopteri, Elopiformes, Megalopidae. The record is from RefSeq and is a predicted model, not a curated record. The transcript is spliced from 12 exons. Gene Ontology annotation, molecular function: ATP binding; protein kinase activity. Bases 271 to 1203 code for a protein of 310 amino acids. Gene Ontology annotation, biological process: protein phosphorylation.